Molecule: messenger RNA, 1077 nt
Organism: Ceutorhynchus assimilis (cabbage seed weevil)
Lineage: Eukaryota; Metazoa; Arthropoda; Insecta; Coleoptera; Curculionidae
Source: the annotation of a GenBank genome assembly
AUGAAGUGUUUAUUCAUUUUCUAUGUGUUAUUAUCCCAAAAUCUAGUCGACAGUAUUCUAGAUUUAGACUUGAACGAUUACUAUUCUUCCUAUUUGGAAGACCCUGAAAUGACUCAAAAACAUUGUGUUUGUGUACCGUUUUGGCAGUGCAACGACGAUUUGAGUGACUUGGACACCGAUAUUGAGAUUAUCGAUGUGAGAUUACACGAACCAAAAAGUCCUUCGGCUUGUACCGGAUACUUCGACGUUUGUUGUAAAGUGGAAUGUGGAAGACGCGAAAGUUCUAUUGAAAGUGCAAUCAUGGAAAAUCGAAUAUUGGGUAAAAAUAACCGGGCGGAUUUCGCUGAAUUUCCUUGGAUGUUGGGUAUUUUAAAAGGCCAAGCUUACAAGUGUGGUGCUUCAUUAAUACAUCCUAAAGUAGCCUUAACCGCUGCCCAUUGCGUUCAAGCUAAAGCAAAAUAUACUAUUAGAGCUGGUGAGUGGCACUGGGAACACUCCAACGAACCAUUACCUCAUCAAGAUAGAGAGGUGGAAAGUAUAAUUACUCAUCCAAGAUUCCAUCCAGGAUCUUUAAGGAACGAUAUUGCCCUUCUUAUUCUAAAUGCACCCUUCAAGCUCACCAAAAACGUUGGAAUUGUUUGUUUGCCUCCACGUAAUCUUAGAGUGGACAUUAAACGUUGUGUAGCUUCAGGAUGGGGUAAAAAUUCAUUUAGAAAAGGCUCUUAUCAAGCGGUAUUGAAAAAAGUUACUUUGCCCAUAAUGCCAAGUAGUCAAUGCGUCACAGUUCUAAGAGACGCCAUGCUAGGGCGAACUUUUACCUUACACGGAAGCUUUAUUUGUGCAGGAGGCGAACCUAAUAAGGAUACUUGCAAAGGCGACGGAGGCGGUCCUUUAAUUUGCCCUAUACUAGGACAAAAUGGUAGAUAUGAACAGAUUGGUAUUGUUUCGUGGGGUCUUACCUGCGGUCUCUCCAAUACACCAGGGGUUUAUGUUAAUGUGAUGAUAUUCUCAGAAUGGAUUGAUACUGAAAUGAUUCGGUUGGAUUUGGAUAUUGACCUUUAUAAAUAUAAGUAUUGA